Molecule: messenger RNA, 1224 nt
Organism: Thunnus maccoyii (southern bluefin tuna)
Lineage: Eukaryota; Metazoa; Chordata; Actinopteri; Scombriformes; Scombridae
Gene: med27
Product: mediator complex subunit 27
Exons: 8
Coding region: 203-1138 (311 amino acids)
Biological process (GO): regulation of transcription by RNA polymerase II
Cellular component (GO): mediator complex
Molecular function (GO): transcription coactivator activity
Source: RefSeq, a predicted model, not a curated record
GCUGCAGGAACGUUUCUCUUCGUUUGAGACUUUAAUCUCCAGCGGGCGGAAGCGGGAAGAUGGCGGUGAUGCACCUUUAAGCUGGUUGCUGACGCCAAUAAAUCCAAAGAAGAAGAAGAAGGAGAACGAAGAAGAACGAAGAAGAAGAAGAAGCAGAACGAAGAAGAACGAAGAAGAAGAAGCAGCAGCAACAACAGGGAAGAUGGCGGACGUGGUGAGCGUCGGAGUGAACCUGGACGCCUUUUCUCACGCCAUCAGCGGCAUCCAGGCGCUGCGCUCCAGCGUGAGCCGCGUGUUCGAGUCCCUGAAGGACGGAAUGAAGAACCGGGAGACGCUGGAGGGCCGCGAGAAGCAGUUUAUAGCCGAGUUCCAGGACCACCUGCAGGCGGUCAACAGAGACCUGAAUGAGUUGGAGCGUCUCAGCGGUCUGGUCGGUCGUCCCUCAGAGUCUCAUCCUCUUCAUAACAGCGGUUUGCUGAGUUUGGAUCCAGUUCAGGAUAAAACUCCUCUUUACUCGCAGCUGCUGCAGGCGUACAAGUGGUCCAACAAGUUGCAGUACCACGCAGGUUUGGCCUCCAGUUUGUUGAACCAGCAGUCACUCAAGCGAUCAGCCAAUCAGAUGGGAGCUUCAGCCAAGAGACGACCCAAAGUCCAACCCAGUACACUAGUACUUCCUCCUCAGUAUGUGGAUGAUGUCAUCUCUCGGAUCGGCAGGAUGUUUCCUGAUAUGACGAUCGAACUGUUCAGACCCAACGGGACGUCUGCAGUACUGCUGGUGACCCUGGGGAAGGUGUUGAAAGCGAUCGUUGUGAUGCGUUCUCUGUUCAUCGACAGAACCGUUGUUCGAGGGUUCAACGAGAACGUUUACAAUGAGGAUGGAAAGCUGGACAUCUGGACCAAGUCUCAGUAUCAGGUGUUUCAGAAGGUAACGGACCACGCCACCACAGCCCUGCUGCACUACCAGCUGCCGCAGAUGCCCGACGUUGUGGUCCGAUCCUUCAUGACCUGGCUAAGGAGCUACAUUAAACUCUUCCAGUCUUCAUGUCAGCGCUGCGGUCGUUUCCUGCAAGACGGACUUCCUCCAACAUGGAGGGACUUUAGGACCCUGGAGGCGUUCCAUGACACCUGUCGCAUGUGAACAGACUCACCUGUCGCACCUGUUCAUCACUUUAUAGGCUCUGUUUUUUUUUUUUAUCUGUUUGAAUAAAGUUUGCCAUUUUUUUA